AAACAAAUGAAGAGAGAUGGCUCACAGAACAACCAAUUGGGGAAAACUCUUCAUGUCUGUGCUGUGUAUGGCUGCAGUGUGCAGUGCUGUUCCGGUUAGUGACCUGUUGGACCGAGCCUCUCAGCGCUCUGACAUGCUGCACGCCCUCAGCACCAUACUCACACACGAACUGGACUCUCAUUUUCCACCUAUAGGCCGGAUGAUCAUGCCCCGCCCCUCCAUGUGCCACACCUCCUCCUUGCAGACGCCUACUGAUAAAGAGCAAGCCCUUCAAGUAUCAGAGUCAGACCUGCUCUCAUUGGCUCGUUCCCUGCUCAAAGCCUGGAUCGACCCACUGGUGGUCCUGUCCAACUCUGCCCAAAACCUGCCCCACCCAUCCCACAACAGUAUAUCCAACAAGAUCCAGCAGCUGCAGGAGCAUUCCAAAAGCCUGGGAGACGGCCUGGAUAUUCUUUCUGGCAAGAUGGGUCCUGGGGCUCAGAGCAUCUCCUCUCUGCCCUACAACGGAGGGAAUGACAUAGGCCAAGACAAGAUAACCAGACUGACCAACUUUCAUUUCCUUUUGUCCUGCUUCCGGCGGGACUCCCACAAGAUCGACAGCUUCCUAAAAGUCCUGCGCUGCCGGGCUGCUAAAAUGUGCUGAAGUUUGAGGCAGCCUGCUUGACUCUGAGGGGAUUUUUUUUUUCCUCAAAGCUUCUAUUGCCUACUAACUACAGAUAAGUGUGUGUUAUAAAUCUGCUUUCUGAGCUUAUAUUAUAAUGGCAACAUAUUUGGCAUCAUGAACUAGCAGUAAAUAUUAGGAGCAGUUGUGCAGGAACCAUGUUUCCUUUGAUGUGGCAUUUAUCAGAUGCAUGAAACUUUGACCUCAAAGAUCGAUUUGUGAAAAAAAUGUUGAAAAUACACAUCCCUGUUACACUUGCAAAAGAUGCAUGGUGUUUCCUUUCAAAUAGCUCCCUUGUUAACUGAAAGGAUAAAGAGUAAAACUAAUGUUUCUAAAAAAAAAACUAAAAUUUCAUUGGAGCAGCCCUUUAGGUCAGCUUAAAAUAGGUUUAUAACAUCUUUGUAACAAUCAUACACUCCCCCAGAUGUUUCCAGCUGGUCUGGUGAAUGUAUCCCCCACCUCUGUUCCUUUGUACCCCUAAAGCCAAGCUGCCAAAGAAAAUUAAGUGGGAAAUGAAAUCCUCCUCCGCAGUGGAAUGAAGGGAACAACUUCCGCUUCCAAACUAAUGUUUGUCUGAUGACAUACUGCAGCAUUUGCACUUUAGAUUUUAUUAUGUCUUAUCCAAAGUAUGUUGUGUGUGAUGGCUUUAUAUUGCAAUAUUUCUUUAAAACGCUGUAUGACAA
Molecule: messenger RNA, 1344 nt
Organism: Cheilinus undulatus (humphead wrasse)
Lineage: Eukaryota; Metazoa; Chordata; Actinopteri; Labriformes; Labridae
Gene: prl
Product: prolactin
Exons: 5
Coding region: 17-643 (208 amino acids)
Biological process (GO): positive regulation of cell population proliferation; response to nutrient levels; positive regulation of receptor signaling pathway via JAK-STAT
Cellular component (GO): extracellular region
Molecular function (GO): hormone activity
Source: RefSeq, a predicted model, not a curated record